Messenger RNA from Fraxinus pennsylvanica, 1878 nucleotides. The record is from the annotation of a GenBank genome assembly. Lineage: Eukaryota; Viridiplantae; Streptophyta; Magnoliopsida; Lamiales; Oleaceae.
AUGCCUCUCAGUUAUCACAGCAGAAUCCCACUCUCUCUCCACCGCCACCACCACCGUUUCCUCCGCCACUCUACUGCUGCCGUCGCCGGUAAACUUCUCGUCAGCAUGUCCAUGUCGUCAUCGGCCCCAUCAUCACCACCUGAAUCACUCGCUAGGCCCCAAGAAAGGGAAGAGCUCUUAAGCCAAGUGUUGAAGUACCACAACCAAACUAAACACUCCUUCACCAACUAUGCCCGUGGCCCCCAUGGUCUCGACUGGGCAAACCAACCCAAUCCUUUCCGCCGCUACGUAUCCGCCCCGCUACUGCCCCUCCUCCACCACGAAAAUGACCGGAAUAGCCCUCCCUAUUUCUCCGUCUUCGAUUCUCUCCCAUCUCCAGAACCCAUUUCCAAAACCACAAUUUCUCAAUUUUUCUACAAUUCCCUUGCUUUAUCUGCGCGGAAAAGUACUGGAUUUUCUACUUGGUCGUUACGUGUAAACCCAAGCAGUGGAAAUCUUCAUCCUACAGAAGCAUAUAUCAUUUCGCCUCCUGUAGAUUCCUUAUCGGAACACGCCUUUGUCGCACACUAUGCGCCAAAAGAGCACGCGUUGGAAUUAAGAGCACAAAUCCCAUCGGGCUUUUUUAAGAGUUUCUUCCCUGAUAAUUCUUUUCUGAUCGGCUUUUCCUCAAUUUUUUGGCGGGAAGCUUGGAAGUACGGCGAAAGGGCCUUUAGGUAUUGUAAUCAUGAUGUUGGGCAUGCCAUUGCUGCAGUUGCGAUGGCCUCAUCAGGGCUUGGGUGGGAUGUGAGGGUUUUAGAUGGAUUAGGAUACGAGGAGUUGGAGAAGUUGAUGGGACUUCAUAUCUUUCCUGAGUUCAAUAUUCCUAGCAGACCUGUCAAAGGGAGAAUGCCCGAGAUUGAAUUUGAGCACCCAGAUUGUGUGCUGUUGGUUAUUCCAAAUGGUACAUCAGAUUUUGAGGUGGAUUACAAGGAAUUGAGGUUGGCUAUAUCGCAGUUCCCUAAUUUAGAGUGGAAGGGGAAACCUAAUUUGCUUAGCAAAGACCACGUGUGUUGGGACAUUAUAUAUAGAACGGCUGAGGCAGUGAAAAAGCCAUUAACGAUGACGAAAGGAACAGUUUUUGAGCCGUAUAGGAGUGGUGGAAUGAUUAGUGGCAGUUCUUACAAGGAGUUUAGUUUGAGUGAGGUUGUUAGGAAGCGUAGGAGUGCGGUUGAUAUGGAUGGAUUUACUGUGAUGUCAAGAGAAACAUUCUAUCAGAUUUUGUUGCAUUGUAUGCCUUCGGGUUAUGGAGGACAGAAACAGUGUAGUCAGUUGGCAUUACCAUUUCGAGCUUUGCCUUGGGCAUGUGAAGUACAUGCUGUUCUGUUUGUUCAUAGGGUUGUGGGGUUGCCGAAUGGUUUGUAUUUUUUGGUAAGAAAUGAGGACCAUUUGGAUGAGCUCCGAAAAGCAACAAGACCUGAAUUUAAGUGGGUGAAGCCAGAUGGCUGUCCUGAUGAUCUUCUUUUAUAUGAGCUCGCCCAAGGCGAUUGUCAGGAGCUUUCGAAACGGCUAUCUUGCCACCAAGACAUUGCUAGCGAUGGCUGCUUUAGCCUCGGUAUGGUGGCUCGUGUUGAGCCCACUUUGUGUGAAAAGGGAGCUUGGAUGUAUCCUCGGCUUUUUUGGGAAACUGGAGUUCUUGGCCAAGUCUUGUAUCUUGAAGCCCAUGCUGUUGGCAUUUCUGCUACUGGGAUUGGUUGCUUCUUUGAUGAUCCUGUACAUGAAGUUCUUGGAUUAAGAGGAUUAAAGUUCCAGAGCCUAUAUCAUUUUACAGUCGGGGGCCCAGUUGUUGAUAAGCGUAUCAUGAGCUUACCAGCAUACCCAGGACCAAGCAUUGAUGCCUAA